Rhododendron vialii is the source of this 2182-nucleotide messenger RNA. Its product is annotated as DEAD-box ATP-dependent RNA helicase 50. Lineage: Eukaryota; Viridiplantae; Streptophyta; Magnoliopsida; Ericales; Ericaceae. The transcript is spliced from 8 exons. The coding region runs from base 153 to 1967 and encodes 604 amino acids. Gene Ontology annotation, molecular function: nucleic acid binding; ATP binding. The record is from RefSeq and is a predicted model, not a curated record.
GUCAGAAACCUCCGGGAAGAUAAGGCAAAUUUACCGGAAAAGAAAACUGGAACUGCAAAUGGAAACGAAGAUGGACAAGGAUACUCCAUAGCAGCACUCAGCAGGCCUUGUACAGGCUACACCGCUACACUACCAAAGCCAAAGUUUCAGUAAUGUCAUCGUUAGGGUUCACAUGCUUGCCUCUUGAUUCUUCCCCGACUACCCUUCUUCUCCCAGGCAUGUAUACAUUGCCAGCAGUUAUGUGUACUGAUUUUCUGUCAGCAUGUAAUAGUGUAUCAUCAGUAAAUUUUGGGAGAUUGAAAUCUCAGAGAGUGAGGCUCUUGGGGCGAAAAUUUUCCAGAAAGAAGCAAGAUUGCUGCGACUACUAUGACGUAAUUGUAGAAGAUGAACCUCUUAGUUUACUUAGUAGUUCACAGUCCGAACCGGAAUUUGCGGAGGGUAAAAAGAGAUUGGACCUUCUGAGAUGUAGAUGUGUUUCGAGAGGCUCCCAAUCCCCAGAAACUAAAAAUACUAGGCAUAAAUGGACAAAAGGAGACAUGUCCGAAUCAGAGGUGGCUAUUAUGUCUGGCGUUAAACUUCCCUCCAAACGCCAGGAUGCUUCAGUUUCAAGAGGUUCUCUUUCAUCCUUAAGACGGUGGGGUGAUGGAGGGUCCGCUCGUAACAUCCAAUUUAAUGCCAGGGACAAAGUAAAAGAAUGGGGGAACUUGCCUUCUGAUAGUGGUUUUUUCAGCAAAAAGUCCUUUAGAGAUUUGAGAUGUGAUGAUACAAUCAUCGAAUCUCUUCGGAAUCAGUCCAUCAUACGCCCUUCAUGUAUUCAGGCCUUGGCAUUUGCACCUGUUACUGGGGGAAAGUGCUGCAUUAUAGCGGAUCAAAGUGGUUCUGGAAAAACUUUGGCGUAUCUUGUUCCAGUAAUUCAACGUCUCAGGCAUGAAGAGCUUCAAGGGCUUAGCAAAUCUUUACCUAAAAGCCCUCGAGUUGUCAUAUUGGUACCAACUGCCGAGUUGGCUUGUCAGGUGUUGAGGAAUUGCAGAGCCAUUUCAAGGUCAGGGGUUCCUUUUCGCUCUGUGGUUGCCACCGGUGGUUUUCGACAGAAAACUCAACUGGAAAGUCUCCUACAGAACUUAGAUGUACUAAUAGCUACACCUGGUCGUCUUUUGUUCCUUACCAAAGAAGGCAUAUUGCAGUUGACAAACCUUAGAUGUGCUGUGCUGGAUGAGGUAGAUAUACUUUUUACUAACGAGGACUAUGAGCCAGCAUUGCAAAGUUUAAUCAGCAGUGCACCUGUUUCCACUCAAUAUCUCUUUGUCACUGCCACUUUACCAACGGUCAUAUACAACAAGCUAGUUGAGGUUUUUCCUGACUGCGAAGUAAUCAUGGGACCUGGUAUGCACCGCACCAGCUCUGAACUUGUGGAGGUUCUUGUAGAUUGCAGUGGAGAUGAUGGAGCAGAAAAGACUCCAGAGACAGCAUUCUCCAAUAAGAAAUCUGCUCUUGUGCGACUUGUUGAGGGAAGUGCAGUGACAAAAACGAUAAUCUUCUGUAACAAGAUUGAGACCUGCAGAAAGGUUGAGAAUGUGUUGAACCGACUUGAUAGAAAAGGGACCCGUACGAGAGUCUUUCCAUUUCAUGCUGCUUUGGCACAAGAAUCACGGUUAGCAAAUAUGGAGGAGUUCUGCAGCUCCCAACCGGAAGACCAAUCUCUGUUUUUAGUUUGCACGGAUAGAGCAUCAAGGGGAAUCGACUUUGAUGGCGGUGUUGAUCAUGUUGUGCUCUUUGAUUUUCCCCGUGAUCCCAGUGAGUAUGUGCGCCGUGUUGGAAGAACUGCCAGAGGAGCGGGAGGAAAGGGAAAGGCCUUUAUAUUUGUGGUUGGCAAACAAGUCUCGCUUGCACGAAGGAUUAUCGAAAGGAACAGAAAAGGCCAUCCGCUGCAUGAUGUGCCGUCUGCAUCAUAUGAUUCAUAUGUAUGAAAAUAGUUGUACUUUGCGGGAAAAUAGAUGAAGUUAAUGCAUCAUGCUUGUUUUGUAAUGUAAUUAAGAGGAAAGAAAAAACAUUCACUUCCUGAGGCAGGACUUAUUAUAGGAAAAUUAAACUUCUGCUUUAUUAGGAUUGUUUUCUCCCUUAAUUGUGUUUUUACUUGGUGGGAUAAAAGGCAGCAACUUGUGUGUUGAUGGUAAAUACUCAA